GUUCUUUAAAAAGUUGCACCCGGCACCGAAACACGCAUGACAAGUGGAACAAACCUUUGAACCGGCAACAUGGUUGAAUGGACAGACUUCGAGCGCGCCACCAUCCAGAACUUGUUCUCCAAGAUGGACUAUGAGCUCGUGGGGCCCGCGGCUCUUUCCCGGUGCCUGGUCGUCUACCCCUGGACUCAGAGGUAUUUCGGCAACUUUGGCAACCUCUACAACGCCGAGGCCAUCACCUCCAACGAGAACGUGAUCAAUCACGGGAAGGUCGUGCUGCACGGUCUGGACCGGGCCGUGAAGAACAUGGACAACAUCAAGGACACCUACGCCGAGCUGAGCCUGCUGCACUCCGAGAAACUGCACGUGGACCCCGACAACUUCAGGCUGCUGGCCGACUGCCUGACCAUCGUGGUCGCCUCUCGCAUGGGUUCAGACUUCACCGGUGAUGUGCAGGCUGCUUUCCAGAAGUUCCUGGCCGUGGUGGUCUCCUCCCUGGGAAGACAGUACCACUAGAGAGCUGCUGCUGCAGAAGAAGAAGAAGAAGAAGAAGAAGAAGAAGAUCACAGGAUGUUCUCCUUUUUAUCUCCUUUCAUUUUUCUUUAAACCUCAUGCCUCUAAAGUGCUACUGAAUAAAACAAAUCAAGGGCAUCGUCAA
Scophthalmus maximus (turbot) is the source of this 655-nucleotide messenger RNA. RefSeq names its product hemoglobin subunit beta-2. Bases 70 to 513 code for a protein of 147 amino acids. Gene Ontology annotation, biological process: oxygen transport; hydrogen peroxide catabolic process. Gene Ontology annotation, cellular component: blood microparticle; haptoglobin-hemoglobin complex; hemoglobin complex. The transcript has 3 exons. Lineage: Eukaryota; Metazoa; Chordata; Actinopteri; Pleuronectiformes; Scophthalmidae. The record is from RefSeq and is a predicted model, not a curated record. Gene Ontology annotation, molecular function: peroxidase activity; heme binding; organic acid binding.